Messenger RNA from Pelodiscus sinensis (Chinese soft-shelled turtle), 1431 nucleotides. NCBI's taxonomy places the organism in Eukaryota, Metazoa, Chordata, Testudines, Trionychidae. The record is from RefSeq and is a predicted model, not a curated record.
GCAUUUCUGCUAAAAUGAUCAGCAGUGAAAUAAUAACAAUGAUAUUUUAAGUAUCAUCCUUAGGCUUCAGAAUUUAGUGAAAUGAAUGGAGGUAGAAAACUUGCUUUAACAAGCUGGCUGCAUUUUCUGGCAGACUUCAUCACUUUGCUUUUUUACGUACUUCAUUCACGUUUUGAAUGUUUUGUAUUCAUUACCCAAUAAGUAGAAACUAGGCUGAGCAGAUAAGUGAGAAAAAUCAGGAUAGAGAAGGCAAAGGGGGGUCUUAUGUAAGAUACUCCUAGUAUCAGGACAGUCACUGUAUAAUCAGGACAUCUAGUCACCCUAGGAGAAGUUAACUUUAUUAAUGAGAGCUGGGAUUCUCUGAAGAAUCUGUAUCUGUCACGGGGGCCACAUAAAUUAGAGCAAUCAGCCAUAUCACUGUAAAAGUCAAUGUAUCUCUCAUGCUAAUGACUUUAUUUCCCUAACAUCCCUGUGAGCUAUUGGAGCAUCAUUAUCUCCACGUUGGCACCUUGGUCCCGAACUAGAUCCUCUAGGUCCUGUUGACCUUAGAAAGAUAAAGGAAGAAACAUGAAUGGGAGCAAAAUGAAUUGUGUCCUCCUCACUGUCUUCUUCAUUCUGGCUCUGUUUUGCAGUUCUGGUUAUAUGCUGGAUUGUUACAACUGUUCACUUACUGUUGGGCCAUGUAAGACAAAUAUUACCUGUGCAAGUGGCCUUGAUUCUUGCCUGUGGCUUAAAGUUGGUGAAAGGACACUCCAUGAUUGCUACAAAUAUUCCAAAUGCAAUAUCCAUGCAAUUGAAGAGGACUACAAAACUUCCAACUUUAAUUUCAAAUGCUGCCAAAAAAACCUGUGUAACAUAAGUCCAAUCAUGAUGAUUAGUGAAGCAGUCUUCAGCAUCACUCUCAUGAUCACCAUGAUCUGGAUACUCUGCUUUUAAGAUGGAUGGUCUGGGGGGAACGGCAGUCGUCUGCACUUAAAUACCAAUUGACUUAUAAGUCAUACAUAAACAUGCUAUGUAUUGUUGAAAAGGUUUUUGUGCCUAGCACAGUUGUCUGAGAAAUCAGACUUCAAAAAUUUGCUUUGAAAAACUUAAAAUGUAAGCAAAAUAUAUUUUGAAGUGGUAAGUAACUUUUGUCAAGAAUUUGCAGUUACAAUUAUCUCUGUCUGAAGUAAAUUCUGUUUCUUGCUUACAGUGACUUUAAGGUCUCUGAUCUGAUGCUGAGUGUGUCAUUUUUGCACUCAAGGUAAUGUUACACAGCUUUUCAAUGGUGUUAAGCACUUUCUUAAAAGUCGGUAAAGUUCUUGUUUAACUCCCCAUAUUAAAAAUUGUCUGCUUAUUUUAAUAACCAUUGUAUUAUUGGUACUGCUUUGUAGCUGUUAAUGCACAGCAUGCUUGUAGAUGAAAUAAAUCUUGACAAUCUGUUUCUGUAAA